This is a messenger RNA of Grus americana (Whooping crane), 3620 nucleotides long. It is a transcript of the gene LHX2, whose product is annotated as LIM homeobox 2. The transcript is spliced from 5 exons. Gene Ontology annotation, molecular function: DNA-binding transcription factor activity, RNA polymerase II-specific; RNA polymerase II transcription regulatory region sequence-specific DNA binding. The coding region runs from base 646 to 1956 and encodes 436 amino acids. Gene Ontology annotation, biological process: neuron differentiation; regulation of transcription by RNA polymerase II. Lineage: Eukaryota; Metazoa; Chordata; Aves; Gruiformes; Gruidae. The record is from RefSeq and is a predicted model, not a curated record. Gene Ontology annotation, cellular component: nucleus.
CAUCUGGUGCCCAUCCAACUCUUCCUCCUUCCCCUUGGCUUUUUCUUUUCCCAAUGAGCUCCAGCGGGCUGGGGGAGGAGCGGGGGAAGGAGCAAACUUUGCCCCAGAGCUGCCGCCGCUGCCAGCCCUCUGGACUGUGAGUGCGUACAGUGGGCAUCCGCCCCAUCCUCCUUGCGGCACCAGCCUGCUCUCCGCCUGCUGCAGCCUCCCUCUCCCUUGCUCUCCUCCUCUAAAUUUCGCACAGUACGAUGUAGGGGGCUUGUCGUUAUUUUUUUUUUUAUUAUUUAUUUCUCACCGAAGAUAGCUUAAUUUUUUUGUAUUUCUAUUAUUUAUUAAUCCCUCCCAACCCUAAACCUGCCCAGCCUUCUGCCAGCUGGGCCAGAGCAUAAAGCCUGGGACUGCACCUGGGGCAAUGAGCCCUGCACUGAAGAAGCCUCCUAGAGGGAUGUGCCGGGGCCACGCAACAGACUAGAUCCAAGCCCCGAAGCUUACACCACCAGUUACCCCCUCUCCCUCAUCCCCUUCGCUCGCCUUUUCUGCACCCAAUCCCCUUGAAACCUCGGAUCAGUGCCUGCGCUGCACUCCGGAGAUCUUUGCCGGGGUGAAAAGCCCGGAGCCCAAGGAGAGACGGGGCGGCCGUGCUAGAUGCAUGGGGGAGGGCUCCGGUUAAUGCAAGUUCUGGGCUCCUGCAGGGACCCCGACAACUGUCAGCAGCAGCAGCAACUCGGGGCCUCCUCCUCUGCUUCCUCAGCGAUGCUUUUCCACAGUCUCUCCGGCUCGGAGAUGCACGGGGUCAUCGACGAGAUGGAUCGGAGAACCAAAAGCGAAGCACCGGCCAUCAGCUCGGCUAUAGACAGGGGAGAGACCGAAACGCAGACCAUGCCUUCCAUCAGCAGUGACCGGGCUGCCCUGUGCGCUGGCUGCGGGGGGAAAAUCUCCGACCGUUAUUACCUCCUGGCUGUGGAUAAACAGUGGCACAUGCGCUGCCUGAAGUGCUGUGAAUGUAAACUCAACCUGGAGUCCGAGCUCACCUGCUUCAGCAAGGACGGCAGCAUUUACUGCAAGGAAGAUUACUACAGGAGGUUUUCGGUGCAGAGAUGUGCGAGAUGUCACCUGGGGAUUUCUGCCUCCGAGAUGGUUAUGAGGGCCAGGGAUUUGGUAUAUCACUUAAAUUGCUUCACUUGCACCACAUGCAACAAGAUGCUGACCACCGGCGAUCAUUUUGGCAUGAAGGACAAUCUGGUGUACUGCCGCCUCCAUUUCGAGACUCUCAUCCAGGGGGAGUACCAGGUGCAUUUCAAUCACUCGGAUGUAGCCGCUGGGAAGGGCCCGGCAUUGGGAGCGGGCUCUGCCAAUACUUUGGGACUGCCUUAUUACAACGGCGUGGGGACUGUCCAGAAGGGGAGACCCAGGAAAAGGAAGAGUCCAGGGCCCGGGGCAGAUCUGGCAGCCUACAACGCAGCUCUAAGUUGCAAUGAAAACGAUGGUGACCACCUGGAUAGAGACCAGCAAUACCCCAGCAAUCAAAAAACAAAGCGUAUGAGGACAUCAUUCAAACACCACCAGUUGCGGACAAUGAAGUCAUACUUUGCUAUUAACCACAAUCCUGAUGCCAAGGACUUGAAACAGCUAGCUCAGAAAACUGGCCUGACCAAAAGAGUUCUUCAGGUUUGGUUUCAAAAUGCUCGAGCCAAAUUCAGACGGAACCUCUUACGUCAAGAAAACACAGGGGUGGAUAAGACUUCAGACUCAACACUCCAAGCAGGGACCCCAUCAGGUCCUGCCUCAGAAAUAUCCAAUGCCUCCAUGAGUCCAUCCAGCACUCCCACUACUUUAACGGACUUGACUAAUCCUACUAUGCCUACUGUGACAUCUGUCUUGACGUCAGUGCCCGGAAGUCUUGAGGUUCAUGAAUCUCGAAGUCCUUCACAGACAACUCUUACAAAUCUUUUCUGAUGACUCUUUCUUAAUAAUUUCUUUAAAAAAGAAAUUAUUCUUAGUUGAAAUUCCAAGUGUAUUUUAAUAGAGGCUUUGAGCAACUGACUAACCACAAUUAGGAUCUCUCCUAAAAAAACAGAAGGAAAUGUAGUGUUCUGGUAUUACGGAGUAUGGACUAAAGAAUAACUUGGAAGAUCUAUUGCAACACAACAUUUGUGUAACUGUACAGUUUUGUGGACUGAGCAAGGGAAACAGCAAUUAAUUUAAGUUGGCUAAAGCUUCUGUAUUUUCAAAGACUGCCAUGUGCCUUAUAUACCGUUUUAUCUACAUACUUUGGAUUCCAUGUCCACUUCUCUCUUUUUCUCUCUGUAUAUUUAUGACCAGGGCAAAAAUGUUAAGAGUUUGUUACUUUGAAUAGUCCUAAGCCUUUCAUUGGUUGCUUUGUUGUUUUAGAAUUUUAAGGUCGAAGUCUGUUCGAAUACCAGAAUUUGUAAAAUCUAACCAGUAAUAAAACCACUUAUGGAAACUACUUGGUAAUGGCUGCAGUUACAUUUAACAUUAGUGUCACAAUCAAGAUAGGCCGAUUGUAUUUAAAAGGAUUAGAAAACUGCACUUUGAACACAGUAUCUGCCUAGGAUAAACUCUAAAUAUGGUGUAUACAUUCCUCCUGUUCCCAAAGUAUAUAUGGGUGAGAAAUCCAGCUUGUACAACAGUCUAGAUAUCUUCAUUAUAGAGAAACAAAUAACUGUUAGUUGCAGGUAGAAGUUAUCAGAUAAUGUUAAAAUUCAAACAGAAAAAUUAUACUUAAUUUUGCUGCAUGAAGGAAACUUGACCUCAGCUAGCAUUCAUGAAAACAAUCUUGCCUUUGUGCAAGAGAUGGCUUGUCCCACUUCACGGAGGAGGCAAGUGGGGUAUCUGACAGCUGUGUGGCCACAGUCAGUCCCUUACAGAGGUGGGCACUGCGUAAUAUUUUCCCUAGGAAAAAGACAGAAGUAUUUCAGGUUAUUUUACAACACCGGUGGGCAAAGUUGAGGCAAAAUUAUGUUUUAUAAAGUCACAGCCUUACAUUUUUUGUAACGCUUUGAAGGAAUAAAAAGCCAAGGAAGACUGAUAUUGUCAAUACUAAUAAAAGUGGUUAUUCCUUUAAUGAUUCUGGACCUUUCAAUACAAUUUAAUUCCUUCUCCCCAAAAAAUCUGUGCAGAAUAUAACUCAUAUUUUAAAGUUUUUUCCUAUUGUUUUUAAGGAUGCUUUUCUGUAAUUAAGAAAUACCUCAACAAAGUUUAAAUAUGUAUAAGAAUGAGUAUACACUAUGCUGUUUGCCCAGUAGUUUUAUAGAUUUUGAGUGGUACAUAAGAUGCAUAUGGUUGUUCCUUUUCAAACCUAUUACAAUCAGUUUAUUUCGGUCAAAUGUUAGGUUGUAUGUGGCUAGCUCUCUAAAACUAAUCUGUCAUUCCCAUUGGAUCAAAAUUGCUGAAAGAUUAUUCCAAAUAAACAGCAAGAUAGGUGCCAAGGUUUGUGUUCUUUGCCCUUUUCAGUGCAUUGAAGAUGAUUCAGCAGGCCAGACUCUUUAGUAACAAUGUUUUGGGUUUAUAAGUGCUGCAUUUAUUCAGCUUUCUCAGCUGAAAAUUUGCCAUUCUUGUGCAAGCCAAAUUCCUAUCGAGAUCAGUGAGAGAUCUCAGGG